GCGCGGGGCGGCCGCCUGCUCGCUGCGCGCCGUCUGCUCCUUCCUCUUUUUCUCCGCGCACGUCCGGAUCCGUGUCCCCAGCCGCUCCUGCCAUGGCCGCGUUCACCCAGAACCCGCAGUUCCAGAAGCUGCGGGAGUGGCAUCGCGAGCACGGCGCUGAGCUCAACUUGCGCCGCCUUUUCGAAGGGGACAAGGAGCGCUUCAGCCGCUUCAGCUUGACCCUCAACACCAACCAUGGACACAUUCUGGUGGAUUACUCCAAGAACCUUGUGACAGAGAGUGUGAUGCAGAUGCUGGUGGACCUGGCCAAGUCCAGGGGCGUGGAGGCCGCUCGGGAGCGCAUGUUCAGUGGUGAGAAGAUCAACUUCACCGAGAAUCGGGCAGUGCUGCACGUGGCUCUGCGGAACCGGUCAAACACACCCAUUCUGGUGGAUGGCAAGGAUGUGAUGCCAGAGGUCAACAAGGUCCUGGAGAAGAUGAAGUCGUUCUGCCAGCAAGUCCGAAACGGCGACUGGAAGGGGUACACGGGCAAGCCCAUCACGGACGUCAUCAACAUUGGCAUCGGCGGCUCUGAUCUGGGACCUCUCAUGGUGACUGAAGCCCUCAAGCCAUACUCUUCAGGAGGUCCCCGGGUCUGGUUUGUCUCUAACAUCGAUGGGACCCACAUUGCCAAAACCCUGGCCUCGCUGAACCCUGAGUCCUGCCUCUUCAUCAUCGCCUCCAAGACGUUCACCACCCAGGAGACCAUCACGAACGCGGAGACGGCAAAGGAGUGGUUGCUUCUGUCGGCCAAGGAUCCUUCUGCAGUUGCGAAGCACUUUGUUGCCCUGUCCACCAACACAACCAAGGUGAAGGAGUUCGGAAUCGACCCUAAAAACAUGUUUGAAUUCUGGGAUUGGGUAGGAGGACGCUACUCGCUGUGGUCCGCCAUUGGACUCUCCAUUGCCCUGCACGUCGGAUUUGACAACUUUGAGCAGCUGCUCUCAGGGGCUCACUGGAUGGACCAGCACUUCCGCACGACGCCCCUGGAGAAGAACGCGCCCGUCCUGCUGGCUUUACUGGGUAUCUGGUACAUCAACUGCUUUGGGUGUGAGACGCAGGCCAUGCUCCCCUAUGACCAGUACCUGCACCGCUUUGCUGCCUACUUCCAGCAGGGUGACAUGGAGUCCAAUGGGAAGUACAUCACCAAGUCCGGCAUCCGUGUGGACCACCAGACAGGCCCCAUUGUGUGGGGGGAGCCAGGAACCAAUGGCCAGCAUGCCUUCUACCAGCUCAUCCACCAAGGCACCAAGAUGAUACCCUGUGACUUCCUCAUCCCGGUCCAGACCCAGCAUCCGAUAAGGAAGGGUUUGCAUCACAAGAUCCUCCUGGCCAACUUCUUGGCCCAAACUGAGGCCCUGAUGAGGGGGAAGUCAACAGAGGAGGCUCGGAAGGAGCUCCAGGCUGCGGGAAAGAGUCCGGAGGACAUAGAGAAGCUGUUGCCACACAAGGUCUUUGAAGGAAAUCGCCCAACCAACUCAAUUGUGUUCACGAAGCUCACGCCAUUCAUUCUUGGAAGCUUGAUUGCCAUGUACGAGCACAAGAUCUUCGUUCAGGGUGUCAUCUGGGACAUCAACAGCUUUGACCAGUGGGGAGUGGAGCUGGGAAAGCAGCUGGCUAAAAAAAUUGAGCCUGAGCUUGAUGGCAGCAGCGCAGUAACCUCUCACGAUUCUUCCACCAAUGGGCUGAUCAACUUCAUCAAGAAGGAGCGUGAGGCCAAAAGCCAAUAAACUCAUGGGUGGCUGCGGUCCCUGUUGUGACUGUCCUUUUUGUCCCUCCUCACCAGAGUCUGCACUGCUUGGUCCUGCCCAGAGCACAGUCUGGUUGCGGGCUCGGACCACAAGCCCUCUGGAGGAAGCUGGUCUGGAAUUGCCACUCCUUCCAUGCCCACACUCCCUCUGUUGUACAAUUAGCUGAAGUGAUUAAGUGCAGCUGAUUUUUCUGACCCAUGUUCACACUGUCCAUAUAUCAGUUACAAAAAUAAAGAUGCCACAAAGGAA
Messenger RNA from Equus caballus (horse), 2039 nucleotides. RefSeq names its product glucose-6-phosphate isomerase (gene GPI). NCBI's taxonomy places the organism in Eukaryota, Metazoa, Chordata, Mammalia, Perissodactyla, Equidae. Gene Ontology annotation, cellular component: cytosol. Gene Ontology annotation, molecular function: carbohydrate derivative binding; glucose-6-phosphate isomerase activity; monosaccharide binding. The record is from RefSeq and is a predicted model, not a curated record. Gene Ontology annotation, biological process: glucose 6-phosphate metabolic process; glycolytic process; gluconeogenesis.